AUGACCAAGGCAAUGCUGCGUGCCAAGACUGGAUGCUUUACUUGCAGGAAACGGAAAGUCAAGUGCGGCGAGGAGAAGCCAUCUUGUCGGAAUUGUUCUGCCUUUGGCCGCCAAUGUGCCUGGCCAACUUCAACAGACCUUUGCGAUCGGCGGCACCGCUCUCGGGCGAGUCCAGAUCUAUCCUUUGCUGGGCCAUCGCCCUCAAGUUCCAGUUCUGCAUCAGAAGAGUCGAAAUCCCCUGACUCAAGCCGCACAGCCAUCGUCCCCUAUCGCGGCAGAUCGCCUUCUCCGGGACGCUCUUUCUUUAAAUCAGGCAUCGAGAGUGAGCUCAUCCAUCACCUCCUCAACUACUACUUCUCCGUUAUUGUGCUCCCCACAAGCAGUCAGGAGCACGUCAGACGAAGCCGAUCGGAGCUCGUUGAUAUGAUGCUUCAUUACCCAAGCGUCAGAGAUGCUGUUUUUGCUUGUUGCGCCUGCAACAAGCACGUCCUACUAAAUGACAAUCGGCAUAAGAAUGCUGCUCUUCAUUACUACUCUAAAGCAGUCCACGAGCUUAAUCAGAUGCUGGCCAAAUUUCAGCCAAUGGGUAAACAACCUGAUUCUUCACUGCUAACGACAGUAGUCUUCUUAUACGUUCAUGACUUAUGGUCACUCGACGGCUCGGCCGAUCCUAGAAACCACGUCGCCGGUGCUGUGACGCUGCUUGACCUUGUGUCCAAACACGGGGCCUCGCCUGGGUCUAUGACCCAAGGCUUCGACCGCAUCAUUGCAGAGAGUAUUCUCUACCAAGCCUUUCUCCUGUCCACGCGGAGGCCCUUUGCGCCUUACUUCCACAUCGAUCCACAGUUUGUCACAAAUGUGGAGAGAUUGCUCGCACCGCCAGAUUCUCAAGACGCCUCAUAUGCGGCUUGCAGUCCCGUCUUGGGUAUUCCUACAACACUGUACCGUUUGAAACUGGGAAUCAUCAAUUUCCACAACGCACCCGCACAGCAAAGCCCCGAGGGUCUUGCUCGACUACGAUCUGAGAUGGAUUAUUGGGUAGCAUUGGUGGUACCCAGAGCUACGCCUCACCUCACAUCCGCCUCCGCUGCGCACACGUUCGAUCUCGUGAUCCUUGCUACAUCACUACUGCUCGACCUAGUCACGGAAUGUUUUACCUACCAACUACCAAUCGACCUUCUAAGUCUCUUGAAUACCAACAAUUCUCCCCGGUGGCAGGUGGAAAGUUGUUUAGAAAUCUUGCGGCAGCCUCAGGAGGUUGAAAAAUGGACGCGGAUGUUUCUCGGGCUUUGGCCCUUGCUGAUUCUUGGAUAUGCUGUGAAUUCAGAUGAAGACAUGGCGUUAAUCCAGGGCAUCCUAGGUCAGAUGCGGGAACGGCUGGGCUAUGGUGAAGUACAGAGAAUACAACAGGAACUAGAGGAGGUCCAGGAUUCUAGGAACUAUCAAGCCCUUGGUAUUAAUAGUAACAUAUCAGUCUAG
Molecule: messenger RNA, 1479 nt
Organism: Fusarium falciforme
Lineage: Eukaryota; Fungi; Ascomycota; Sordariomycetes; Hypocreales; Nectriaceae
Exons: 3
Coding region: 1-1479 (492 amino acids)
Biological process (GO): positive regulation of transcription by RNA polymerase II
Cellular component (GO): nucleus
Molecular function (GO): DNA-binding transcription factor activity, RNA polymerase II-specific; zinc ion binding; transcription cis-regulatory region binding
Source: RefSeq, a predicted model, not a curated record